Molecule: messenger RNA, 1269 nt
Organism: Polychytrium aggregatum
Lineage: Eukaryota; Fungi; Chytridiomycota; Chytridiomycetes; Polychytriales
Product: mitochondrial branched-chain alpha-ketoacid dehydrogenase kinase-domain-containing protein
Exons: 6
Coding region: 1-1269 (422 amino acids)
Biological process (GO): regulation of glucose metabolic process; protein phosphorylation
Cellular component (GO): mitochondrion
Molecular function (GO): pyruvate dehydrogenase (acetyl-transferring) kinase activity
Source: RefSeq, a predicted model, not a curated record
AUGAGCUACAAAUGCCCGCCCGAGGUGCUUGAGAAGAUCCGGCACUUUGCAAAGUUUCCUCAAACGCCGGUGUCGCUCAAGCAGAUGGUCAACUUUGGCAGCAAGCCCACCCAGUCGACCCUCGCCCGGGGCACCCAGUUCAUCCAUGCCGAGCUCCCCGUGCGUCUGGCUCACCGGGUCGUCGAGCUGGAGUCGCUCCCCCACAAUCUGUCCGAGAUGCAGUCCGUCAUCAAGGUCAAGAACAUGUACACUCAGUCCUUCCAGGACCUCAUCGAGUUCCCAAGCCCAAGCGAAUUUGGACUCGAGACCAGCUCGUGGUUUGAUCGAGGCACCCUCGUGCCGCCAGCCGACAGCGCUCUCAAAGCAGCCCAUACAUCCAUCCGAUACUUCAAGGCAGUCGAAGACGUAGCCCACACCGAGAAACUUGCAAAGUACAACCAAAUGUUUGUCAAGUGCAUCGAAAAGGUCAAGCGGAGACACGAUCCCGUCGUCUCCACUAUAGCCCAGGGUAUCGUCGAGCUCAAGGAACACUGGCGCAAGACCAACGCCCCGUAUCUGCGCGAUCCCCGAGACGGGCAUAGCCUCCCUCUACCACCACCCGUGCAGUCGUUCCUGGAUCGCUUCUAUCUCUCCCGCAUUGGAAUCCGCAUGCUGAUCGGACAGCAUGUCGCCAUCUCCAAGCCAGAAGCCCAGCAGCCAGGCUUUGUCGGCAUCAUUUGCCCAAAGACCAGCCUCCGCAACGUCGCUCUCGACGCCAUCGACGACGCGCGGUUCAUCUGCCAGGACUACUAUGGCCUCUGGAAGGCGCCGGACAUCAAGCUGUAUGGCAAACAAGAGAUUGAGUUCAUGUACGUACCUUCGCACCUGCACCACAUGCUCUUUGAGCUUCUCAAAAACUCGCUCCGAGCCGUUGUCGAGCGCUACGGCGCCGACUGUGAGGCCUAUCCCGAGAUCCGCGUGGUCGUGGCCGAGGGCAAGGAAGACAUCACCAUCAAGAUCAGCGACGAAGGCGGCGGCAUCCCCCGAAGCGGCAUGCCGCUGAUUUGGUCGUACAUGUAUACGACGGCCGAGAGCCCGAUGCUCCAAGAGAACUAUGACAAGAGCGACUUCAAAGCACCCAUGGCCGGAUUCGGAUACGGCCUGCCGCUCUCGCGCCUCUAUGCUCGAUAUUUCGGAGGCGAUCUCAAGCUCAUCAGCAUGGAGGGCUACGGCACCGAUGCCUAUCUUCAUUUGUCUCGCCUGAGCGACAGCGAAGAGCCGCUGCCAUAA